Molecule: messenger RNA, 651 nt
Organism: Cryptococcus wingfieldii CBS 7118
Lineage: Eukaryota; Fungi; Basidiomycota; Tremellomycetes; Tremellales; Cryptococcaceae
Product: presequence translocated-associated motor subunit PAM17, mitochondrial
Exons: 3
Coding region: 1-651 (216 amino acids)
Biological process (GO): protein import into mitochondrial matrix
Cellular component (GO): PAM complex, Tim23 associated import motor
Source: RefSeq, a predicted model, not a curated record
AUGUCCAGAGCAUUCAUCUCCUCCCUGCGCCCUGGCCUUGCCCCCCGAACAGUCAUCGCCCCCCUCUCCCUCCGCCAUGCCUCCUCCUCCUCUUCUCCCCUCGAACCCUCCACCUCCCACACCCAGCCGUCCCACUCCCAACCGACCGGCAGCUUGCCUCUUUCAUGGCCCAAGUAUCUGACACUGAGGAGGCAGCAGCGCUUGUGGCAUAGCGUUACCACAGUGCCUACGACGUUGGCGGGACUCUUUUUGGGUGGAGGAUACUUUGCUAGUCUGGAAGCGGAUCCUACUCAGUUGAUCUUUGGGAUUGAGCCUAUCACUUCCCGAACUGCGAAACUCGCUCUCAACUUACUGACCUCCCUCCUAGGUCUCGGCUACCUCCUCGGCCCUACCGUAGGCUCCGGCCUGUUCUCCAUCACCCACCCCUCCCUUGCCCGCGGCAACCCUGCCCCGCUAGAAGUGAUGGACCGCGAGUUCUACCACAGAAUCAAGAAGAACAGGGCAGACCCGAGGUUCCAGAGCGUGCAGAACAUUGUACCAGACUUUUAUGGAGAGAAGAUUGUGUCGCUCUCAACGUACAGGCGCUGGCUCCGAGACCAAGCGGCGUACAAGAAGAAGGCCAUGCACGGUCUUCCUGACGAGCAGGAAUAG